Messenger RNA from Soboliphyme baturini, 648 nucleotides. Lineage: Eukaryota; Metazoa; Nematoda; Enoplea; Dioctophymatida; Soboliphymatidae. The record is from the annotation of a GenBank genome assembly.
UUGACAGCUAUUCAAUAUUUUCGUAUUGUAGACUUACUUGCUGUGUAUGAUGGCUUUGUGGAACGAGCAAGAUGCUGUACUGAAGGACAUGGUACUGAGUGGAUAAACACGGCGAAUUGGCUCAUAUGCGCAUUUCAGAUCACAAGAUUCACCCAAGCCGUAUUUGCUCUUGCGAUCGUCUUGACAGUCAGUUUGAUAUUAUCCUGCGAAUUCUUUAUUUUCUUACCUGUUUUUGUGAAAGUUGGACGCUAUGUCACAGUUUUUCAGUUUAUAGACCAUUACACUGCGAUCAUAGUUGGCAGCAGCUGGUUGGCGUUUCCUGAACUGCUUCUCAGAAAGCAGAUUCUGCUUCCGGUUGACGAAUCCCACAUGUUCGUCGGUAGGAUGUUUGGAUGUCUACUUUUGUCAUCGUGCGUCUUCUCGAAUCAUUCAACUUAUUUUCGGUACCGAAAGGACAGAAAUAUCUGGUUGUCCGGUCGAGUAAUGAUUUGCGUCGGCGUACUUUUGAGUCAACUUUAUUCGCAGUAUGCUUACCUCAAAUGGUGGAACUCAUCCCACUGGGCCGGCAUCUUGCUUAACGCUGUUUGGCUUAGUUGUUCGUUGUUAGGGUUAACAUUCAUGUACGAGAAGGAAACGAAAAAGGAUUGA